AUACUGCUUUACUAACUGAUGUUGAUCUAGAACUCGUUAUUUUUCGUUUUUAAAAAAGAUUAACACAACUUUUGAGAAGCAAUGACUGAUCGAUUAAACGUGUGUAUUAUUGGCUCUGGCAACUGGGCCACGACUAUUGCACGGAAUGUGGGCCUCAAUGUGGCCAAUUCCCAGUUGAUGGAGCCUAAGGUAAAUAUGUACGUAUACGAGGAGUACAUCGAUGGCCGAAAGUUAACAGAGAUCAUCAAUACCACGCAUAUCAAUGUCAAAUAUAUGCCAAACUUUGUACUGCCGCCGAAUGUGUUUGCAUUGGAUGAUGUGGUAACAACAGCACGUGAUGCUGACAUUCUGAUCUUUGCCAUACCACCAACAUUUGUGAGCAGUUGCUGCAAAACUCUGCUGGGCAAGGUGAAGCCCCUGGCUCAUGCAGUCUCGCUUAUAAAGGGAUUCGAGCGCGGUGACGACGGUCAAAUCCUUUUGAUAUCUCAUCUCAUAAUGCGACAGUUGAAGAUACCCUGCUCGGUGCUAGUAGGUUGCAAUCUGGCUCAUGAGAUUUCCAAUGGCAAUUUUGCAGAGGGCACGAUCGGUUGCCGGGAUCAGAAAUAUAUGCGCAUACUGCAGGAUAUAUUCAAAUCGGCUACGUUUCGUGUGGUCGUCACAGACGAUGCUGACUGUGUCGAAAUCUGUAACUCUCUAAGGAAUGUCAUUGCAUUUGGCGCUGGCUGUGCAGAUGGGAUGGAAUUAAAUGAGAACACCAAAGCUGGUAUUAUAAGACGUGGGUUUCUGGAGAUUUUACAAUUUGUGGAUGUGUUUUAUCCAGGCAGUCGCUUGGCCACUUUCUUUGAAUCGUGCGGUUUGUCGGAUCUGGUUACCAGCUGCUAUGCCAAUCGCAAUCGCAAGCUGGCUGAGGCUUUUGUCAAAACUGGGCAACCAUUAAGCGAGCUGGAGCACAUUCUCGUUCCAGGGCAUGAACCCUUGGGCCCCAUUACCUCUGAGCUGAUACAUAUUAUGCUGAAAAAGAAAGGACUUGAAGACAAAUUUCCACUUUUUACCACUAUUUAUCGCAUAUGCACAGGCGUUUAUCCACUUUCUCGCUUGGUGGAAACUCUGCGCUUUGCGCGCGAGGACAUCUAUCAUCCCAAUCACAUUUUCCAGCUGUAAAAAUUAAAGCUUAUCCGAUGAAAAUUCACGUGUAUAUUUUUUGUUAAUGUCAAGCUUCAAUAAAACAAAAUUUCACUUCA
Molecule: messenger RNA, 1241 nt
Organism: Drosophila virilis
Lineage: Eukaryota; Metazoa; Arthropoda; Insecta; Diptera; Drosophilidae
Gene: Gpdh2
Product: Glycerol-3-phosphate dehydrogenase 2
Biological process (GO): glycerol-3-phosphate catabolic process; carbohydrate metabolic process
Cellular component (GO): cytosol; glycerol-3-phosphate dehydrogenase (FAD) complex
Molecular function (GO): NAD binding; glycerol-3-phosphate dehydrogenase [NAD(P)+] activity; protein homodimerization activity
Source: RefSeq, a predicted model, not a curated record